Molecule: messenger RNA, 7525 nt
Organism: Salvelinus namaycush (lake trout)
Lineage: Eukaryota; Metazoa; Chordata; Actinopteri; Salmoniformes; Salmonidae
Product: plexin-B1-like
Exons: 33
Coding region: 1-6678 (2225 amino acids)
Biological process (GO): axon extension; regulation of GTPase activity; positive regulation of axonogenesis
Cellular component (GO): semaphorin receptor complex
Molecular function (GO): protein binding; semaphorin receptor activity
Source: RefSeq, a predicted model, not a curated record
AUGGUUGCCAUGCCUCCGGGGAUGGUGCGACAUGGUUUCUCAGUCCCAGCGGCGGUCCCAGUACUGUCGCUGCUGCUAGCCGCCAGCUGGCCCUCCUAUGGCCUGGCCUGGGCCUCUGACCCCUCCACCACCCCCUCUUCCCCUUACCCCACCUUCACCCGCACAGACGCCCUCUUCGAGCACCUGGCCCUGCACCCGGACCCUGCAGUCGGGCGCAUCUACGUGGGGGCGCGGGACCACCUCUUCCAGCUGGACCGCAAUCUGACCGCCGAGCUCCAGGACAACACGGGGCCCGUGACGGACAGCCGCGAGUGCCUGCCCCCCGUCACCGAGAGCAACUGCCCGCAAGCGCGGCGCACCAGCAACCACAACAAGCUCCUGCUGGUGGACCCCUACGCCAUGGAACUGAUCACUUGCGGCAGCGUCAACCAGGGCAUCUGCCAGAAGCGGAGUCUGGACUCGGUGGGUACGGUGCUGUUCUCGGCCGAGCGGCCCGUGGACACGCAGUACGUGGCUGCCAACCACCCAAACGUGAGCACGGUGGGCCUGGUGGUGCGCUCCCGCCCCGACCGCCAGCCCGUGCUCUUUGUGGGCCGCGGCUACACCAGCAGCCACCCACCCAUCUCCACACGCAACCUGGCCCAGGAGCCCGUCUUCUCCUACGAAGAAACGGCGAAGCUAGCGGUGGCGGGUCGCCUCUCGGAGUACGACCACCACUUCGUGGCGUCCUUCGCCCACCGCCAGCACGUCUACUUCCUGUUCUACCGCCGCGACAUUAAGUCUCAGUCUCGCGAGUACCGCACCUACGUGUCACGCGUGUGCCUGGACGACCAGGCCUACUACUCGUACGUGGAAGUGCCCCUGGCCUGUCGCUCAGCGGCCGGGAAGAGCUACAACUUGCUCCAGGCUGUCCGCCUUGGUCUACCACCCAAGCAGAGUGGGGGCGAUGCUGGGCAGGCAGAGGUGCUCCUGGGGGUGUUCUCCACCCGGCAGGCCUCGUCCACGCGACCCAGCGAGGACUCUGCUCUUUGCAUGUUCAAUCUUGACGAUUUGGACCAGAGGAUCAACUCCACCAGGGACCUGUGUUACACGCAGUUCGGCCGGGACGAGGGAGGGGGGGAGGCGGCCUACAUCGAGUACGAGGUCAAAUCCAACUGCGCCAACCUGCCUUCGAAUACCCUUGAUGCCUACCCCUGUGGUUCGGACCACACCCCCAGUCCAAUGGCCAGCCGGGUGCCGGUGGAAACCGAGCCCAUAUUGGACAGCCCGUCCGCCCGUCUCACCGCAGUGGCUGUCAGCGUGAGGGUGUUCCUGGGCCCUAAUGGUGAGGUGGAGGAGUAUGCCGUCGUCUCCAUCCAGGCCAACGCAGCCAUCAGCUCUGACCUGGUCCUGGAUCAGUCGGAGGAACACCUCUUCAUCAUGACCUCCACCAUGCUGCAGAAGAGGCCGGUGGCAGAGUGCCACGAACACCUGGACUGCCAGGCCUGUUUGUCGGCCCACGACCCCUACUGUGGCUGGUGUGUCCUGGAGGGGAGGUGUGGCCAGCGGUCUCAGUGUUCACACAGGGCUCAGGAGGGCCAGUGGCUGUGGAGCUUCGACAUGGAGCAGCAGUGCCUCACCAUCCAGUCCCUCAGCCCCUCCAACAUCAGCCGUGAGGAGAAGGGACGUAUUGCUCUAUCGGUCCCGGGCCUGCCCAUCCUAGAAGAGGACAACUCGUACGCCUGUUACUUCCAUGACACUGAGAGUCCUGCCACGGUCACCGACACGGGCGUCACCUGCCUCUCCCCUGACCCCCACAGGGUGCCAGCUGUGCCCCCUGGACAAGAGUUUGUCACGGUCACCCUGUCCCUGCGCUUCGGUGAUGUCGUCAUCACGGCAACAGAGUUCACCUUCUACGACUGUACCGCAGUCAAGCAGCUGUCUGGGAGCGUGCCUUGCCGUGGUUGCGUGUUGAGUCGCUGGGGCUGCAACUGGUGUGUCCACCAGCACACCUGUACCCACAAGCCCACCUGUGACAAGGGGGUCAUCAUCUACAACGAACACUUUAAACUCCCCACCUCGGCUCCUCCCACUACUAAAGCCGUAACUAUAACAACGACUUCCCCAUCCACAACUGUGGCCCCCACAACAGCAACUGCGCCCCCAACAACUACAACAGCAACCGCGCCCCCAACAACGACAACUACCACAAUUACAACAACUAUCGCCACGACUACAACAACCGAAGCCCCAACCACCAUAGCUACCACCGAGGAGCCUCCGACAACAACCCUGCCUACAACUGUCCCCACAACCACCACACCAGAGCCGACUACACCGCCCACCACUGCUAUGUCGACGGAGGCCCCCACCACUCUUCCCCCUACAACGUUAGUCGAGGCUACAACGCCCAAGCCUGAGACCACCACCAGUGAGAAAGAGGAGCAAACAACCACAGGAGAGCUCUUUGCAGAGGCUGAAAGUGAAACUGAAGGCCCUGUGGUUACCCCUGGUGACAUGGAGCUCGCCGCGGAAACCGAGGUGGCGACAGUUAUGACCGAAGACGAGCAGCCGUCCGAUGAUCUCGCCACCCUAAACCCCCUGGCAUUCCCCCCCGAGACAUCCCCAUUGGAAGUGGUCAUCGCGUCCCCCCCUCAGGAACUGGACGAGGCUUUGACUCUGGCCAAGCCCCCCAUGGAGGUCCAGCCCACCACUGGCAGCUCCCCCUUCCCGACCCCCUUCCCCCUGUGGGAACCGGCCAACUCGGAGCCCACCUUCCACCUAGACCUGACGGGAGCCCACUUCCCUCCCCCACUAGAGCCCCUCCCCCCCACUGAGGCGGAGGGCCAGGGAGCCGAGCCGGAAGUGUUCCUCUGGCCCAUGGAGGAAGUGGAGGAGGAGACGGAGGGCACAGCGGCGGAGAACGACACCAGCGUGGCGUUUUCAGCCACCACCGUGCUUUCAGGGGACGGAGAGGCAGCUGAGCACUCCCCUUCGGCCUCUGCCUACCCCCGACUUCUUGACGCCGACUCAGAGCUGGACUACCAGUACGACUCGGCCGACAUCUUCCUGCCGGACAGAGACCUGGACUACGAGUGUGUGUUGGUGAUCGAGGGCCGUACGGUGGUGGUGGAUGCCUAUGUGGAGAUGGACGAGAUGAACCCGUCUCUCUUUGACAUCACCUGUCAGCUGCACCAGUAUUCCUACUCUGCCCCGGCGGAAGAGUACAACGCCAUGGUGUACGUGAAGAGGCGGGACACCUUCCACGUGGACAGCGCUCACGACCUGUAUGUGACUCUGUACAACUGUUCAGUGGGGCGUUCAGACUGUAGCCGGUGUCACACGGCGGACCAGAAGUAUGGCUGUGUGUGGUGCGGAGGGGGCCAGUCCACCUGUCUCUACGGAGACUCCUGCAGCGAGCCUAUCGAACAGACCUGCCCCGCCCCCGUCAUUCAUACCAUCGAGCCCCUGUCAGGUCUGGUGGAGGGGGGCACGGUGGUGACCAUCUCAGGGUCCAACCUGGGCCAGAAGGCUGAGGACAUUCUCCACUCUGUCAGUGUGGCCGGGGUUUCUUGCUCUGUCAUCCCCCACCUCUACGAGGUCUCCUCCAGGAUCGUGUGUAAGACUGAAGCCAGCGGGGGAGAGAAGAUGGGCCAGGUGUCAGUAGAAGUGAGCGGGGGAGAGUUUGGCCUCUCCAGCCAGAGGUUCAGUUACCAGGACCCCUUUGUGAUGGAGGUGUCCCCCCAGAGGGGUCCCAUGGCGGGGGGAUCAUCCCUUACCAUCACUGGGAGGAACCUGCUCACGGGACGCCCCUCUGACAUCACUGUCACUGUGGGAGGAGUGCCCUGUGUCAUUUCGUCGGAGGUCCAGGAGGGCAGUGUGGUGUGUGUGACGGGCAGCAGCAAUGGGACGGGAGAGCACCGCGUGACGCUUCGCUAUGGCGACAGCCAGCGCCACCUCCACGAGUCGGCCUACCGCUACACCCCCAACCCCAACAUCACCCAGGCCGCGCCCGCCAAGAGCUUCCUCAGCGGUGGUCGUCUGGUCUUCGUGUCUGGUCAUAACCUGGAUGUGGUGCAGGAACCUAGGAUGUUGGUGACCCUGUCCCCCUAUGAGUCCAUCGGCCAGAGGAAGAGAAGGAGGAGUGGAAGCGAAAGGGAGGAAGAGACUGAGGACAAGGUGCUGCUGUUGAGGCAUCGCAGGAUCGUCCCGGAGCCCCAUUGCCCCGGGGACCCCCUAUGCUCCAUAAAACAGUACAUAGAGCGCUGCGAGGUGAACUCCUCCAGUCUGAUCCUGUGUCGGAGCCCGGCGGUGGAGCCCUCGGUGUGGGGCUCGCGGGUUGAUGUGGCCUUCCUCCUGGACAACCUGCGCUUCCCGUUCGGUGCCGUCAGCCCCCAGGGGGCCUUCAGCUACGAGCCCAACCCUGUGCUGCACCCGCUCAACCAGCAGGAGCCCCUCAAGCCCUACCGCUACAACCCAGGAAGCUUCAUUCAGCUGGAGGGUGAGAACUUGGACCUGGCCAUCUCUAAGGAGGAGGUGGUGGUACUGGUGGGGGAGGGUGUGUGUGCCGUGAAGACCCUCACCAGGAACCACCUGUACUGCGAGCCCCCGCCCCAGCAGCCCGUCCCGGGACCUCCCAACGGCGGCAGGAAGCGCGAGGGCGCCGACACGCUGCCCGAGUUCACCGUCCACAUGGGCAACCUGAACUUCUCCCUGGGCAGGGUGCAGUAUGACACCCUCAGCCUGUCCACCUUCCCCCUCGAGGCCCAGAUAGGGGUGGGCGUGGGGGCCUCCAUUGUAGCCCUCAUCGUCCUCAUCAUAGUCCUCAUCUACAGGAGGAAGAGUAAGCAGGCUCUGAGGGACUACAAGAAGGUACAGAUCCAGUUGGAGAACCUGGAGACCAGCGUGAGAGACCGGUGCAAGAAAGAGUUCACAGACCUGAUGACGGAGAUGAUGGACAUGUCCAGUGACCUGGUGGGCUCAGGCAUUCCCUUCCUGGACUACCGGCGCUACGCCGAGCGGAUUUUCUUCCCGGGCCACCGCGAGUCGCCCCUGCGGAGGGAUCUGGACGUGCAGGAGUGUCGACGGGCCACAGUGGAGCAGGGCCUGGUGCAGCUCUCCAACCUGCUCAACAGCAAACUCUUCCUCACCAAGUUCAUCCAUACUCUGGAGAGCCAGCGGACGUUCUCGCCUCGGGACCGGGCCUACGUGGCAUCUCUCCUGACGGUGGCGCUGCACGGUAAACUGGAGUACUUCACCGACAUCCUCAAGACCCUCCUCAAUGAUCUAGUGGAGCAGUACGUGGCCAAGAACCCAAAGCUCAUGCUGCGAAGAACGGAGACAGUGGUGGAGAAGCUUCUGACCAACUGGAUGUCCAUCUGCCUUUACGCUUUCCUCAGGGACUCUGCAGGCGAGUCCCUGUACAUGUUGUUCAGGGCUAUCAAGCACCAGGUGGACAAGGGGCCGGUGGAUGCGGUGACGGGAAAAGCAAAGUACACGCUCAACGACAACCGCCUGCUCCGAGAAGACGUGGAGUACAAGACCCUGACCCUGAACGUGUUGAUGCAGGGUGGGGGGGUGAACGAGACCCAGCCGCUGCCCUCCAAGGUGCUGGACAUAGACACCAUCACCCAGGUGAAGGAGAAACUCCUGGACCAGGUCUACAAGGGCACCUCCUUCUCCCACCGGCCACACACAGACUCCCUAGACCUGGAGUGGAGGUCCGGUGUAGCUGGUCAUUUGAUCCUGUCUGAUGAAGACCUGACAUCUGUUGUCCAGGGCAACUGGAAGCGCCUCAAUACACUACAACACUACAAGGUUCCAGAUGGCGCGACAGUGGCUUUGGUCCCGCGCCACAGCAAACACAUCCACCACGACAAUCAUGACUACGUAGCAGGGGAAAAGACGCCCAUGCUGGAGGACGCGGACGAGGGCGGGGUGAGGCUGUGGCACCUGGUCAAGGCCAGUGAGGAGCCUGAGCUACCCAAGCACCGCCGGGGCAGCGUGAGGGAGAGGGAGAGGGCCAAGGCUAUACCAGAGAUCUACCUCACACGCCUGCUCUCUAUGAAGGGAACUCUGCAGAAGUUUGUAGACGACCUGUUCACUGUGAUCCUGUCUACCAGUCGUCCCGUUCCGCUGGCCGUCAAGUACUUCUUUGACCUGCUGGACGACCAGGCACAACACCACGCCAUCACUGACCCCGAGACCAUCCACAUCUGGAAGACCAACAGUUUGCCCCUGAGGUUCUGGAUCAACAUUGUGAAGAACCCCCAGUUCAUCUUUGACGUUCAGCCCUCGGACCACGUGGACGCUGUGCUGACGGUCAUCUCCCAGACGUUCAUGGACUCCUGCACCACCGCUGAGCACAAGCUGGGCAGAGAUUCACCAAUCAACAAACUGCUGUAUGCCCGAGACAUCCCCCGUUACAAGCAGAUGGUGGAAAGGUACUACGCUGACAUCAGACAGACCAUCUCUGCCAGUGAUCAGGAGAUGAACUCCGCUCUAGCAGAGCUGUCCAGGAAUUACUCAGGAGAGUUGAAUUACCUUGUCGCCCUGCACGAGUUGUACAAGUACAUCAACAAAUACUAUGACCAGAUCAUCGGGGCCCUAGAGGAGGACAGCAUGGCCCAGAAAAUGCAGCUGGGCUACCGGCUCCAGCAGGUCGCUGCAGCCGUGGAGAACAAAGUCACCGACUUGUGACAGCAGAACCACCGACCGAGACCACGCCGGCCAGGGGGACCACAUUAAGAGACGCGCACACUGUGAGGUUACCCACUAGAGUGGGGGAGGGAAACGCAGAGUGAGGAGCAAAAAGCCCCACCCCCUUUUCCACAUUAAGGGCCAAUGGGUGACUGGUGUUUACACACAAACUCUCCUUUUUUUUUGGGGGGGGGGGGGGGUGGAUUGGGCUGCUGGACACAUGAAGCCCUCUAGAGAUGGUGGUGGACACAAACCCUUCUCUCACUCUCCACUGUGGACAACAACAGGAGGGAAAGGGCAAGGGAGACAUACAGACCAGGAGCCUUUGUUUGUAUGUCCCACCCGUUCAACCUUCAGCCUUGAGUUGGACCACGUUGUGGCAUCUGCGUCUGCCUCUCUUCUAGAACUCUCUGUGGAAGUAGGAGAAUUAUAAGAAAGUGCUUGGGAGAUCUGGAUGUUAUCCGGACGCUAUCUGGACAUUACGUGACGUGUCAAUGGAAACGUGCUGAAGUCAAAACUCUGUAGUCUCAUAUGAAUGAAUGAAAGAAGUCGUGUUAUAUGUAUCAACAUGGUGGUUCUAGUGGAAGCUAGAUGGAGAGUGAGUGUGAGAGAGAGAUGGAAAGGACUUACCGGUCACUGUUUUUGGUAUGGUAUGACGUGAAGCCUUUUCACAAUGGGAAACACUGGGUGGAUGAAAUGGAAAAGGGUACUUCCCAUGCCUUGUGCUUGUGUCGUUGCAUAAUUAGAGGUUGUAUGUCUGUCCAUCUCCCUCUUUAAAUGUGCAUGCGUGCAAGGGUAAACUGUUUUGGUUUACAUGCCCUGCCCACAGACACCAUUGUUUUAUGUA